CGUUACCAUGGUGAUGGAGCAACGCGGAAGGCGCCAUGAACCGCAGCAAGUGCGUUGUGAACAAAGGACCAUUUGGUAAUCCGAAACAAAGGGAGCAACGCAACUUCAUACGAUUCAAAUGUGUUUUGACAAAUACUAUCCUGGAUGUUCUGCGGCAGCGACCUGGAUGGGUUGAGGUUAAGGAUGAAGGUGAAUGGGACUUUUACUGGUGUGACAUCAGCUGGCUACGAGAGAACUUUGGCUACACGUAUAUGGAUGAGCAUGUUCGCAUCUGUCACUUUCGCAAUCACUAUGAGCUGACACGAAAAAACUUCAUGGUGAAAAAUCUGAAGAGGUUUCGCAAACAGCUGGAGCGUGAGCAGGGGAAGCUGGAGGCGUCUAAAUGUGACUUCUUUCCAAAGACGUUUGAGCUGCCUGUUGAGUACCACCUGUUUGUGGAAGAGUUCAAGAGGAACCCUGGAAUCACUUGGAUUAUGAAACCGGUUGCAAAGUCACAGGGCAAAGGUAUCUUUCUUUUCCGAAGACUCAAAGAUAUCAUGGAAUGGAGAAAGGAUGGGACACGUGCAGAUGAUUCCAAAGAUGAAGCUACAGUAGAAAGUUAUGUUGUGCAGCGCUACAUUGAGAACCCCUACCUGAUAGGAGGGAGGAAGUUUGAUCUACGAGUCUAUGUACUGGUGACGUCUUACGUCCCUCUGAAAGCCUGGUUAUAUCGAGAUGGGUUCGCACGAUUUUCAAAUACCCGUUUCUCCCUGACCAGCAUUGAUGAUCAUUUCAUACAUCUUACAAACGUGGCAGUCCAGAAAACUGCUCCCGACUACGAUCCAGAAAAGGGAUGCAAGUGGUUGAUGCAACAGCUGCGACAGUAUCUGACAGCAAAGCAUGGCACUGAGGCUAUAGAAACACUCUUCAGAGACAUGGACAACAUAUUCAUCAAAAGUUUACAGAGUGUACAGAAUGUGAUAAUUAACGACAAGCAUUGCUUUGAACUGUAUGGAUACGACAUUCUGAUCGAUAAGAACCUGAAACCGUGGCUUUUGGAGGUGAAUGCAUCUCCAUCACUGAUAGCCAGCAGCCAGGAGGAUUAUGAGUUGAAAUGUCAUUUGCUGCAGGACACGGUGAACAUCGUAGACAUGGAGGGAAGGCUCUCUGGGAAAGAGAAACAGGUCGGAGGUUUUGACCUGAUGUGGAACGAUGGUCCUGUUUAUAGUGAAGAUAUAAAUUUCGAAGGAGGCAUUGAUCUCAUUGCGAACACUCACUUGGGCUGCAUGAAUGACAGGGAGAAGCAGUUGUGGCAUCUGUUAAAACCACUCGCCGCCCAGAAGAAGCAGCAGUGAACAGUUUGUGGAAACAGAAGAAUGCGUGCAGUUUGGUGCCCUUGUCCCACACAGGGCUGGCUGGUAGCUGUGCUUCAAAUGUAAUACAGGGCAGGGCAGCCUGUCUGUAGUUUCACGUGUGUACUUAUCAGUCAGUAUCUUGCCCUUGUCCUAUAACACUCUACAGGGUAUGGAGCAUGAUGUGCUGUACGUAUUUUCUGCAGGAACCAAAAAACAAGUGCAGUCUCGCUGCAGGUUCUCUGUUGCUCACUGCCAGAAUGUAAAUACUCAGCACAAGCUGCCCUGGCUUCAUGCAUAGGUGACAUUAAUUAUAAUUUGUAUUGUGCUGUAAAAACAAUUGCCUCAGAGGAAAGUAAAUCGUAUGAGGAGGAUGCAGUGGAAGAUUUGGUGACAAUAAAUGUGUAGCUGACAAACAGUUUCCCUGAAUGUAGGAGACCGAGGGGGCGGGGUGCACUGCGUCAAGGACCAUUGUCCUGCACCCACACUGGACAGACCCAUGUUCAGGAGCCAAGCAAAGAACAUUGCAUAGACACCUUGAGCUCACCAUGCCUGAUGUUAACAGCACACUAAUGGUUUCAGUAGCUUGUCUGCUUGUCCUGCCUCCAUUAACACUGGGGAUGGGCACCAGCUCAGUUUUGAAAGGAGCUUCUAGCCAGAUUUCCAAAACAAAGCCUGCGUUAUGCAGUCGGCUCCUCUUAAUAUGGUGAUAGAGUUCCGUGAUAUGAUUCAAGCUCCCACUGCCCACCAGGACUAUAUCUCCCACAAAAGUAAUCAGCACAGACUGUGCAUGAACAUCUGCUCAUGCUUAUUUACAGCUCCUGCACCGACACUGGACACGCAGUGUAUGAGAUAUCCUCCCUGUAAUCUGUCAACACUAGAGUGCCCAGCUCAAGUUGAGUGCAUGCUGGAUGGUUCAUGAGAUAACCUCCUGCAUCUGAUUAUCCGACUCACUCAAACAGCUUUUCUUCCAGAUUCAGGCUUUAAAAAAAGUGAAAAAUCAGACAUAUGGUGUCCCCUGGGAUUACUCAGGGUUACAAAUAAGCUUCAAUUAUUGGAGACUCCAGGAGAGUUUUGGAGGUUCAGUAACCAUCUUAUGGCUGCAGUAUUAUUGAGAUGAUUAACCCGUCAGAGGAUUUCCGGUUACAGUUACGUGUCCACGUUGACUUGAAAUCGAGAACUCCUGAGGUUCCAAUCUGAUACAGACCCAUGAUUUUGAUAUAGAAAAGGCUUGUUGACUCCUGUGGCUACUGGG
Pristis pectinata (smalltooth sawfish) is the source of this 2586-nucleotide messenger RNA. RefSeq names its product tubulin tyrosine ligase-like family, member 9 (gene ttll9). The record is from RefSeq and is a predicted model, not a curated record. The transcript has 14 exons. Gene Ontology annotation, biological process: microtubule cytoskeleton organization; protein polyglutamylation. Lineage: Eukaryota; Metazoa; Chordata; Chondrichthyes; Rhinopristiformes; Pristidae. Gene Ontology annotation, cellular component: cilium. Gene Ontology annotation, molecular function: tubulin-glutamic acid ligase activity; tubulin binding. The coding region runs from base 36 to 1334 and encodes 432 amino acids.